UGAGUUACGUGUCACGUCUAGAGGUUCUGUACACAAAUACCACAGGCUGUUUAAUUUGGACCACGAGAUGUAAUAAUUGUCAAACACCGGACCUUAGAGACUUUCUUCAGAUACACUACAGUUUGUAUUUAAUAGCUUGCAUUGAUGGCUUGUGACAGAUCGUGAGACGGAGAGAAACAGCAAUCAGAAUGAGCGGAGCGGCUCUUGCGCUGGAGGUGGUGGUGGUCUUCUUCCUCGCCCUCUUCCUGCUUCAUCGCUAUGGAGAUUUUAGGAAGCAGCACAGGAUGGUGCUGUUCGCCACCCUCCUCGCCUGGUUCCUGUGCUUCCUCAUCGUCUUCAUCCUUCCACUGGACGUCAGCACGACCAUAUAUAACCAGUGUAAGAUUGAUAAUCAGGUGCACCAGGUGGCAAGCGACACUUUGAGCCCUGAUAACUCCUCCAACUCUUCAGUACUUCCAACACAAAAGAUACCUAGUAAGAUCUGUUUUAAACCAUGGAGUUACAUCCCAGAUGGAAUUCUGCCAGUGUUUUGGAGGGUUGUGUACUGGACCUCACAGUUUUUAACCUGGCUUUUGAUUCCCUUCAUGCAGUCGUAUGCACGUUCGGGAGGUUUCUCAAUCUCAGGGAAGAUUAAAACGGCUCUUAUAGAAAACGCCAUUUAUUAUGGCACAUACCUGCUCAUCUUCUGCUCUCUGCUCAUCUACGUCGCCGUCAGCCCGCAGUGGCAUCUCUCCUGGUAUGACUUGCGGACGAUCGGCAUUACAGCGGCUAAUACCUGGGGUCUAUUCCUGCUGGUGUUGUUGCUUGGAUACGGCUUGGUAGAAAUCCCGCGCUCUUUUUGGAGGGCAUCGUGCCAUGGGCAUCUGCUGGCAAAGACGUAUUUUAAAGCAGCAAAGUUAAUGACGGAAAAAGCGGAUGCUGAGGAAAACCUGGAGGAUGCCAUGGAGGAUGUCCGAAGAGUUAAUGAAACGAUCAAAUACAACCAUCCGCUGAGGAAGUGCAUCGAUACUAUUCUGAGAAAGUGUCCUGUAGAGUACCAGGAGAAGCUGGGCAGGAACAUGGACGAUUAUGAGGACUUUGAUGAUAAAGGAAACCCUUAUCCGAGUAAAACGAGUUUAGUCAAACUACAUAAACAGGUGAUCUAUGCUGUUCAGAGGCAUAAUCGCACACAGGUACAGUGGCAGAUUCUGUUGGACGAGGCUUUUCACUUAGAGGAUGUGGCCAAAAAUGAGACGAGCCCCACCCACCAAUUCAGUCACAGUUUCCCCUCUACAGAAACACCGGGAUGGGUCAGCAAAUACCUGUACACACCCACUGCAGAGUGGUACUGGGAGUGUGUUUUUCGGCGCUGGUGUUAUCGUGUUCUGGCUGUGGUUUUGUGCGUGUUCUCCGCAGCGGUGGUUUGGUCUGAAUGUACCUUCUUUAGCACACAGCCCGUUCUGUCGCUCUUUGCCGUCUUCAUCCAACUCGCCGAGAGAGACUACAACUACGUUUACAUAGAGAUGGCGUGUUUUGUCACCAUAUUUUACCUGUGUUACUGCGUGUACUCGACCGUGUUCAGAAUCCGAGUGUUUAACUAUUACUACUUGGCUCCUCAUCACCAGACAGACGCAUACAGCUUGCAGUUUAGCGGGAUGUUAUUUUGUCGUCUGACGCCUCCGCUGUGUCUGAAUUUUCUGGGUGUGAUUCAUAUGGACUCUACCAUCUCACACCAGCAGAGACAGCAAACAGCGUACACUUCGAUAAUGGGAUCCAUGCAGGUCCUGUCGUUCAUCGCUAAUGUAUUUUAUAUAUAUUAUCCCAUGCUAAUUGUUCUCCUCUGCAUUGCCACAUACUUCAGUUUGGGUACACGCUGUUUAAACCUGCUGGGCUUUCAGCAGUUCAUGGGAGAGAACGAUCUGACCUCAGACCUGGUGGAUGAAGGGAAAGAGCUCAUACGUAGAGAGAAAAGAAAACGUCAGAGGACAGAAGAUGGAGAGAGCCGGCGCAGAGAAUGGAGAGAUCGUUAUGGUGAACAGAGACAGCGAUACACAGGGAAGAACAGAAACUCGUACUCGGAGUUAUCGGACGGCUCCAGUACAGACACGGGCAUAGCUCAGACUCGUAGAGAUCGCAGUGACAAGACUGAGUUACUGCAGGAUGUGGAACCACUGGACUAUAAUGAAGAUGAACCGCUGGAUACAGAAGACAGAAGAUACACUGGAGGGCAUUACCUCUCUACCUCCGCAUCUCGCUCUCGCAUCUUCGACGAUGUAUGAGGAGGAGGAGGACAACAACAACAGUGAAACUUUGCACUUUUUUACUUCAUACU
Molecule: messenger RNA, 2311 nt
Organism: Paramisgurnus dabryanus
Lineage: Eukaryota; Metazoa; Chordata; Actinopteri; Cypriniformes; Cobitidae
Gene: lmbrd2a
Product: LMBR1 domain containing 2a
Biological process (GO): adrenergic receptor signaling pathway
Cellular component (GO): membrane
Source: RefSeq, a predicted model, not a curated record